Messenger RNA from Closterium sp. Yama58-4, 489 nucleotides. The record is from the annotation of a GenBank genome assembly. NCBI's taxonomy places the organism in Eukaryota, Viridiplantae, Streptophyta, Zygnematophyceae, Desmidiales, Closteriaceae.
AUGGCUUCCACGAUAGGUUGGGAAGCUAUUGCUGCCACUGAUAUUUCUGUUACUUCUGCUCAUACCGCUCAUUGCUCCACCUGUCUUGUCUCGCACACUGCCAGUGCAGACAGUCUGAUCAAUGAAUCUGGACGACUGGCUUCCUUGGUAGCCUCGCAAAUUGCAGCUGUUGCUCCGAUCAAUUCUUCGUACUCCACUGCACACGUGGUUGUUCCUCCUGCCGCCAAGGCUGCUCCCAUGGCUGCUCUCAAGGCUGCUACCAUGGCUGCUAUCAUGGCCGCUUCCAAGGCUGCUACCAAGGCUGCUACCAAGGCUGCUACCAUGGCUGCUAUCAUGGCCGCUUCCAAGGCUGCUACCAAGGCUACUACCAUGGCUGCUUCCGUGGCUGAAACCAUGACUGUUGCUGGCUUUCAAUGUCCGGCUAGAGCAGUCACUGACGCAUCUCCUCACUUGCUCAUUCUGGUGGCAGCCACUGGCCCGUUUAGCUGA